GAGUUUGUUGGCCAAGUCUUUGUGCGUCACUCUGUGCACUCUACCACUCUUGGCUCCGCCUCUCACUUUCUCUGGACUGCAGACACAGGGGCCACUUCUUAUAUGACACCCUACAAACACUGGUUUCACAACUACACCCCAAUGAGAGUUGCUGUUCAUUUUGCAAACAAUCGCAUCAUCUACUCUGAGGAUGUAGAGUCAGUAGUGUUUGCUCCAGAAGUUAAGAAGAAGCUAGUGCGCAAACUAGAGUUUAGUAGAAUGCUGCAUGUACCAGAGCUUGGCUCCAAUCUCUUCUCUGUCCUGUAUCUCGUUCGUCAUCACAGUCUCAAUGUUCACAUCUAUUCUGAUUGCAUGAACUUUGACCACAAUGGUGAGACACUGUUCUGCGCCUUUAUCAACACCUCUAACACUGCCUACUUCGAUGGGACAGUCAUUUCUGCUAUGGAUUCUGCUCAGGUUGCCAACUCAUCCGCUCUACCACUUGAUGAGUAA
Phanerochaete carnosa HHB-10118-sp is the source of this 492-nucleotide messenger RNA. RefSeq lists its product as uncharacterized. NCBI's taxonomy places the organism in Eukaryota, Fungi, Basidiomycota, Agaricomycetes, Polyporales, Phanerochaetaceae. The annotation marks the transcript as partial. The record is from RefSeq and is a predicted model, not a curated record. The transcript has a single exon.